UUGCGCGGCUUUACCACAUUCAUGCGAAAGUAUGCCCCGGUUAUCCCUGGAUUUGUUGUUCGCCUGCUUCAGGACUGCCCACCAGAAAUGUCUGCAGCGCGCAAGGAACUUUUGGUCGCAACGAGACAUAUCCUUUCGACUGAUUUCCGAAACGCCUUCAUUGGCAAAAUUGAACAGCUGCUGAACGAGGAUGUGCUUAUUGGUUCAGGAGUAACAUCUCGAGAGACAUUAAAGCCUUUAGCAUUCAGCAUGCUCGCCGAUCUGAUUCACCACGUGCGCGCAGAGCUCUCACCUUUGCAGAUUGAAAAGACAAUAUCCAUCUACUCCAAGAACCUUGGCGACACUUCUCUAACGACGAGCAUUCAAACCAUGUCGGCCAAAUUGCUUCUUAAUCUCAUUGAUCGCAUUAUGAAAUUGCCCGAACAGCCAGAAGGGAGACGGCUGCUUGUGCUGAUUCUCCUCAGCUUCACCAAAAAGAUUGCGAAUCUCAAUCAAAGCUACGAGCGCAAUGAAAAGGCUUUGCAAGAGCCUUCGCGCGAAGUGCGAACAUUUGGUAUUCAUGUCGGUUCUCUACCCGCAGAAGGUGAACCAGAGGUAAUGAAGGAAGGCAAGCACUUAUUCAAGAACUUGAUGGUUGGUCUCAAAACUGUUUUAUUUGGCUUGAAAGGCUGCAAUCCGCCUCUACCUCCCAACAUGUCCAUCAGCAAUCAGCAUUGGGCGGAAGCCGUUCGAGGAUUAGGCAACGCAGACCUUCAAAUUUUCACCACGCUCUUCUUGGAAGGCGCCAAGGGCUUCUCAUACUACAAGCAAGAAAUCCUUGCCGACAAGACCAAUGCCACGGAAAGAAACUCGCUCGAAAAUCCUGUUCAGCUCACAAGUCCUGGUUCUCGGGAGGAAAAGGAUGUGCUGGAGACUUUUGCCACAGUCUUCAUUCACAUUGAUCCUGUUUCUUUUCAGGAGAUUCUCGAAAAGUCACUGCCGGCCUUCUACGAACUGGCCAUGGGCAACAACAUCUUACUACAUGUCCCGCAAUUUUUUCUGACGAACGACAGCACCUCGUCCAAUUUUGCAGGCUUACUGCUAGAGUUCCUCAUUGAAAAGCUUCCUGAGCUAGGUUCCACUGAUUCUCUUAGAAGCACGGUCCUGCUGCGCCUCUUCAAGAUGUGUUUUAUGGCUGUUACAAUGUUCCCCGACUUGAACGAGGUCAUUCUCCAACCACACUUGGCCGAGAUCAUCAUUCAGUCGAUGAAGUUGUCUGCGUCAGCCAAGAAUCCAAUCAACUACUACAUCCUGCUUCGUGCUCUCUUUCGCAGCAUUGGCGGUGGUCGAUUCGAGCUGCUUUACAAGGAAGUUCUUCCGCUCUUGCAAGUUCUUCUAGAGUGCCUGAACUCUCUCCUUCAAUCAGCUAGGAAGGCGCAAGAAAGGGAGCUGUACGUUGAGCUUUGCCUGACGGUGCCAGUUCGCCUUAGCGUUCUCUUACCCUAUCUCUCUUACCUCAUGAACCCCCUCGUCAUCGCACUUGAGGCGGGUCCAGAUCUUGUCACUCAAGGGCUGCGCACUCUGGAGCUUUGCAUCGACAACCUGACUCAAGAAUUCUUGGACCCAAUCCUAGCUCCUGUUCUGGAGAAGCUCAUGAAGGCCUUGUGGUCUCAUCUUAAGCCAUUACCUUAUACGCAUCAACACAGUCAUGCUGCAUUGCGUGUUCUCGGAAAGAUGGGAGGCAGAAACCGUCGUUUCAUCGAUGCUGACCACGCAUUUGAUGCGACUAUGGCCGAGCACUAUCUUCCCUCCAUUCCAAUCGCAUUUGAGGGCAUUCAAGAAGAGCAUCGUUUCAUGUGGAGCAAGUUUGUGCUACCGGCUGCAGAUACGCUGAAGGAUCUCAAAGCAUCUAUCGAAUACAAGACUCAUUCAUUUGCCUUUUUGAAAGCAGUCGCAUCCUUGUAUGUACAGCCUUUUGACUCGACCACUGAUUUGGCCGGCCGACUUCGAACGGCGGCAAACACUCUUGUUGAGCAGUCGAGUAAAUCCGAAGCAGUUGUCAAGCCUUCGCAAGCUAUUUUACGGGCAAACAAGGCAAGUCGAAUACAUGGUCAAUUGUACGAACGUAUACUGGAAGGGCUCUGUUACGCAGUGUCAGUUCCUACCCUCGCAGAUGAGGCAAAGCAGUUCCUUUCGGGCCUUUUCCGUCACUUUUCCAUGCUGCUGUUGUUAGAUGCCGAAGAGCAACUCAUGCAGGGACAGAAGAUAUUCUCUCUGGAUGAACCCAAAACAGACCUACACCUGGACAGCGAAAUCGCUCUAGAUGUAUUGGUGCUCAUCAUCACUAGCGAGAAUGAAGCUGUGCGUGAUCUAGGAGAAGAACUCAUCACUGUGUUUGUCGACACCUUGCAAGUCAUUGUCUCGGAGGUCGGGUCCUUGGCCCAAAUUCCACUGUUCGCUACAAUGCUAGGCAAAUUCUGUCACUGCUGCUACCAAGCACAAUGGUAUGUCAAGGCCGGUGGCACAAGCGGUUUAGCUGUCCUUCUGGAGAAGCUGAAUCUCGGGACUGUAUGGACUCGUUUGCAUGAGCUUGAGAUGAUCAAGGCGCUCAUCUACGUUGUCAAAGAUGUUCCACCUGAAGCUCCGGCCUCUUGUGUGGAAGACGCUUGUCGAUUGCUCAAAAGAGUCGUUGCUACAUGCCAUGAAGGCGAUAGUGAAGGAGAGAAGGACACGACGGCCAUUGCGACAGCUUUGAUCUCCGACUUGCUCAAUCCGAAUGGGAAAGUACGAGAAAUUGUCCAAGAUCUUUUCAAGGCGCUUGCUGAACUGACCAAAACGCCACUACAGAACAUCAUCAAGCCCGUGCAAGAUCGCCUUCUGAUGCCGAUAUUUACAAAGCCGUUGCGCGCGUUACCUUACGCGAUGCAAAUCGGGCACAUUGAUGCAAUCACCUUCUGCUUGUCCCUUGAGCCAUCAUUCUUGGAAUUCAACGAUGCCCUCAUCAGGCUGCUCCAUGAAGCUCUUGUGCUCACUGACGCUGACGACGAAGCCCUUGGUAACGGCCACAAGAUUUCGUCGUACAAAAGCUCUGCGGCUUUGAUCACACUUCGAACGGUAUGUAUUCGGCUUUUGACCAUUGCAGUUUCGUCCUCAGAGUUUUCGAACCCUACACAUGCUCAAAGCCGAAGCAAAAUCAUUGCUGUGUUCUUCAAGUCGCUGUAUUCAAAGUCAUCCGAAGUAGUCGAUGUUGCCAACAAGGGUCUCAAGCAGGUAUUGAGCCAAAAUCACAAGCUCCCAAAGGACCUGUUGCAAGCCGGCUUGCGCCCCAUUUUGAUGAAUCUUUCGGACCACAAGCGACUCACUGUACCUGGACUUGAAGGCCUGGCAAGGCUCUUGGAGCUUUUGACGAACUACUUCAAAGUGGAAAUUGGCAAGAAGCUUUUGGAUCAUCUGCGUGCUUGGGCCGACCCGCUGACUCUACAACAAAUUGCCAGCAAACCGCUCAAGGACCAACAAAGCAUCAAAAUCAUUGCAGCGAUUCUGAAUAUCUUCCAUCUCCUUCCGCCUUCGGCCCACAUGUUCUUGGACGAGUUGGUGUCCGUUAUUCUGGAACUCGAGGUCUUGUUGAGAAGGACGACAGACAGCCCUCUGCGUCCAUCAUUCUUGAAGUUUAUCAACCGGUAUCCCCAAGAAACGUGGGACUACUUGAUCAGUAAGUUUGACUCUGCAGCAAUCUCCACUUUCCUGAUUCAGCUCAUGGACGACGAGACCAGCAAGCCAUUGAGAGAUAUUGCGCAUAGCCACAUUUUGGAAAUGGUUCGGCAGGAGUCGCCCACUGCUGAAGAAUCGUCUUCAGUGGCAAAGAUGAAUGUCUUGCGCCUCUCGAACGUCUUGAGCCGGCAUCAAGAUGAUGCAUUUUCUGAGAUCGAGGAUCUGGAGCAUCUGCUCAAGUUAUUCUCUACCCUGACUGAAGCUGUGCAGUCCGGGCCUGACCGUCAACAUCUGGUCGACAUUCGCGUUAUUGCCGAGGGUCUAGUCACGACUUUUGUCAGAUUCUUGAAAAGUAACACAAACGACCUGCAACCUCUAUUUCUUUUGAUGGCAGCAGAAGCCGACGGCAAGUUAGACGCUUCCCUUGCGCUUGAACGGACUAUUCAAACCGCCGUAGUCGAGCAAGAAAGUCUUGACUUGAGAAGAAGAUAUCUCUCGCAGUCUCUUCUGAUAUUUUCUGGUGAUCAUUCAUCAACAUUCAAAAUUGGCGUGUUCCGACGGAUCGUCAAUCCAAUGCUUGCAAGAGAUCACGAGGCCCAAGGAAAAUCGGGAUUGGUAGACCGCAGCCUCGUCGAAACGAUUCACACAAACGUCUGGAAGGUUGCCCUGUCAGACUUUGGCGAGGAUAAGAUUUGCGCAACGGAUGUCCUCCGAAUUGAGCUUCUUCAGAUGUCAACGCUCUUGAUUCAGAAAUACUCAAGCUUGCUAUCGAGAGUGCGAAAGGACAUACUUUUCUUUGCUUGGAACUAUAUCAAGCUAGAAGACCUGACGACAAAGCACGCUGCAUACGUCUUCAUCUCCUUCUUUAUUGCUGCCUACGACACUCCUGCCAAAAUCACUGCCCAAAUCUACGUCGCUUUGCUGAAGGCGUUCCAGCCCGAGGCCCGAACGCUAGUUCGUCAGGCUUUGGACGUGUUGGCACCAGUACUUUCUCAGCGUAUCCCAUCAACUGCUCAGGAGGAGAAAUUUGGACAUAAAUGGGCAAAGUACCCUCGCAAGGUUCUUUCCGAAGAAAACAACACCAUGCAACUCAUCCCAGUGUAUCAAUUCAUCGUCCGCCAGUCCAAUAUGUUUUAUGACUGUCGAGAGCAAUUCAUCGACCUGCUCGUCUCUGCGCUCCCCAAACUUGGAUUUCCGCAGAAUUCUAAUUCCGACUCCCGUCUUCUGAGCGUAGAGAUUUGCGAGACCAUCCUUGAAUGGCAUCAACGCCAAGACAGUUCCAUGGACACCUCGGAAGACGGUAACGCAGGUUAUCAGAUGUCGGUCGAGGCAUGUACUGAUGUUUUGAAGUUCUUGGUCAAAGCCGCAUGCCUGCCUGGCGACUCGACCAAAAGUCAAUCACCUCAACGGCUGCUCGCAGUCAUGAGAGCUCUGCUUUCCUCGCAUGUAUGGUCCGCAAUGCAGAUAGACCUGACAUCUGUUGAAGCUGCUGUACUAAAGGCUGACGAAAAAACACAAGGCGCCGCUGUGCACGCUCUUGAAGCAUUGCACAUCGUUCUGUCGACUCGUACAAAAGAAAAGCUGUAUGCGUAUGUUCCGGAAACUCAUGUAUGGCUUGAAAAGCUGCUCAAAUCGGAGUCUGCUGCUUUGCAAACAAAUCUGCAGCCCGUAUUGCGCAUGUUUCUGCAGUCGCUCCCUGAAGCUGGUCCUGAUGACGACGAGGAUGAUGUUGCCACCCAAUUCAAAGGCCUCUUGGUGGCGUCGCUAAACGAGAAUCUGCAGACAAACGCCAAUCUGCAAGGCACAAUCCUGCUGCUUGGAACUCUUGCUGCGCAAAGCCCAACUACACUCGAUACUUUAUUGCCCGCCAUGAUGAAGCUCUUCAACAAUCUGAUCAAAGAGCACCUCAAUGUGCGGAGUACUACCCAGACAGCUGUCGCGGGAGCCCCUGAAGCGCCAUCCACUCUUGCUGAUCCGGAGAUACAGGCGGCUUCAAUCAUCGCUCUCAUGGAUCUUAUGAGCCUUCGGAUGCUGCAUCUUGGCGAUCAGCGUCGUCUCUACCUUGCCGCUGUGGCCCAACUCAUCGAGAAGUCGCCCGACAUCUCCAUUUGUAUGCACAUCCUGAAGCUCACCAGCGCUAUGGUCUUGGUCAAGAAAGAUCCAUUUCCAACCGUCAAGGAGAAGGUCUCCUUGCUGCUUAAAAUGACUUCAUUCGAUAAUCGAGGCAACGACGAGCUUGCGAAUGGCUUUCUACGAUUGGUGGUGGCCAUUUACAAAGAUCCCAGCAUCGCACGGACUGAGCUUACCGUGCGUCUCGAACAAGCUUUCCUGAUAGGAACCCGAGCUCGCAAUGUGGCUGUACGAGCCGAGUUUAUGGAAAUCUUUAACAGCAGUAUGUCAAAAAUUCUCUUCACGCGCUUGAAUUACAUUUUCGUGGUACAAAAUUGGGAAAGCCUUUCUUCGCACUACUGGGUCGCGCAAGCCAAUCAUCUACUUCUGGGAGCGCUUGCAAGCAGUCGAAUUGUGCGCUUAGAUAAGUCAACUUGUUUGCUUAGACCACUCGUUGGUCCUGGAGAUCUUGUUGCGGAUGUGAUUGUGGACGACGAGCUGACCAAGGCUUCGGACGAACACAAAAGCUUCCUUGCAAACAUUUCUGUUGUCAAAAGUGAGCAGGUCUUCGAACCGCUUGGCUAUCUGCAACAUCUAAGCAAUUCGACUGGAGAAAUGCUCUGGAUACAACUCUUAUCGACUGCGUGGAUGUCGGUCUGCUCCAAGGACCAAGAUGAACUAACCAAGCUUUUGGCGAUUCAUCUGUCUAAAGAAUACCACUUGCGACAAGCAGAUAAGAGGCCGAAUGUCAUCUCUUCACAUCUCAAAGCCCUGGCCCGUAUUGAACCAUCAAUAACUUUACCGCCUCACCUGAUAAAAUACCUGGGUAAAUCGUUCAGUGCUUGGUAUGUGGCUAUAGAACUAUUGGAACGUUCAGCAGACGCUACUGAUCAGGUUCAAAGUGGCUCAGCUUUAACGGAAAGCCGUCUUGAUGCCCUUACUGAGCUUUAUGCUGCACUUGGAGAGGAUGACAUGUUCUAUGGCCUAUGGCGACGUCGCUGUCGUUAUCUCGAGACAAAUCUCGCUAUUUCGUACGAACAAAAUGGUAUGUGGGACAAGGCUCAACAAUUGUACGAAGCUGCUCAAGUAAAGGCGAGAACAGGCAUUUUGCCGUUCUCAGAAUCAGAGUACACGUUGUGGGAAGACCAUUGGAUACUUUGCGCUCAGAAAAUGCAGCAGUGGGACGUGCUCACAGACUUGGCGAAGCAAGAAGGAUACUCUGAUUUAUUGCUAGAGUGUGCAUGGCGCAUCUCUGAUUGGACGACUGAUCGAGAACCCCUUGAAGCCUCCAUUAAGUCCCUAAUGGAAGUGCCAACCUCCCGGAGGUAUACGUUUGAAGCCUUCAUGGCUCUUCAAAAGACACAAGCCAAGCUUGACACAAUUCAAGAAUUCCAAAGGGUUUGUGAUGAAGGCAUGCAAUUAUCGCUCCGAAAAUGGUCGCAACUUCCUGUUGUGGUCUCGAGUACGCAUGUCCCACUUCUCCAAUCGUUUCAGCAAUAUGUCGAAUUACAAGAGGCCAGUUCGAUCUAUGCAAGUUUGGCGACGACACAUGCUCAAAAUUUGGAGGCAAAGUCGCAUGAGCUUAAGCAUAUUUUGCAGACCUGGAGGGAGCGUCUGCCAAACUUUUAUGAUGACAUCAACAGCUGGAGUGAUCUAGUUGCCUGGAGGCAACUGGUGUUUUCCUCCAUCAAUCGCGUGUUCUUGCCACUAGUUCCGGGCCUGCAGCAGCCUGCAGGGGCCUCAGGCAACAGCAGUGCAACUUCUUUUGCUUAUCGUGGCUACCACGAGACGGCUUGGAUCAUCAACAGGUUUGCACAUGUUGCACGAAAGCAUCAGCUGCCAGACGUGUGUAUCAGUCAAUUGACCAAAAUUUACACAUUGCCGAAUAUUGAGAUUCAAGAAGCGUUUCUCAAGUUGAGAGAACAGGCCAAAUGCCAUUAUCAGAAUCCUAAUGAGUUGGGCAUGGGUCUUGAAGUCAUCAGCAAUACCAACUUGAUGUACUUCGGCACGCAGCAAAAGGCAGAAUUUUUCACUUUGAAGGGAAUGUUCCUCGCGAAGCUGAAGCUCAAUGAGGAGGCUAAUCAGGCAUUUGCAACCGCUAUUCAGAUUGACCUCACUCUUCCUAAAGCUUGGGCUGAGUGGGGGCAAUACAGCGAUCGCCUGUUUCAAGAAGACGCAGCAGACGUAACGAAGGCGGGCAAUGCAGUCAGCUGCUAUCUGCAAGCAGCGGGUCUCUUCAAAAAUGGACGGGCUCGUAAAAUGCUGAGCCGGGUGUUGUGGCUUCUUAGUCUUGACGAUGCACAAGGCACAAUUUCAAGCGCCUUUGAUUCAUACAAAGGCGAGGUUCCAACGUGGUACUGGAUCAGCUUCAUCCCGCAGCUUUUAACCUCUUUGUCGCACAAGGAAGCACGACACGCACGGCAAGUACUCAUCAAGAUUGCCAAGGCCUUUCCACAAGCGCUCCAUUUUCAGCUGCGCACUACCAAAGAAGACUAUGCCAUCAUAAAGAAGCAAGCUGUUGCAGCUGCGCAGAGUGCAUCAGCAGCCAAGGCGUCAGCAGACGCAACAGAGCUCAAGACGAAGACUACCGCAAGCGACACAUCCGCACAGUCUGACAGCAAGGGGUCGGCAGCUACAGCUAAGGCAGAGUCGCCUGAGCCCGGUGCUUCGGCACAAUCUACAACGGCGACGAGACAACCAUGGGAACAUGUCGACGAGAUCAUGGCCAUACUUAAGACUGCGUUUCCAUUGCUUGCUUUAUCCAUGGAAACCAUGGUGGACCAGAUCCAACAGCGAUUCAAGUGUCAAGCUGACGAAGAUGCUUACAGGUUGAUUGUUGCGCUCUUGAAUGAUGGUGUGCAAUACAUUGGUCGACUCGGAACAGUCACUGAGGAUACGAGACUACCUCCAGCCACGCAAGCGAACAUUACGCGCUUUGCGGAGAGCGUGUUACCGAAGAACAUCAAAUCAGCCUUUGAGCAGGAGUUCGUUGUCGAGAAGCCAAACCUUCAGCAAUAUGUUGCAAAACUCCGCCGUUGGCGCGACAAAUUUGAAAUUAUUCUCGAUCGACGUAAACCAACUCAGCAGCUCGAGCAGGUCAGCGCGUACCUCAGCGAGUUUCAGUAUCAAAAGUUCGAGGAUGUCGAGGUACCCGGUCAAUACCUGCAGCACCGCGACAAUAACAACGACUUUGUUCGAAUUGAUCGCUUCAUGCCCCAAUUAGACGUUGUUCGAGGUCAUGGUAUCUGCUACCGACGAAUCACCAUGCGCGGUCAAGACGGAAGUCUGCAUCAGUUCGCAAUUCAAUAUCCGGCGGCGCGGCAUUGUCGAAGAGAGGAACGCAUCAUUCAGCUCUUCCGCAUCUUGUCUGGUGUGCUCGCAAGGCGCAAGGAGAGCCGCAAGCGUUGUCUCAGCUUCCAUCUGCCAGCUGCCAUUCCCUUGGCGCCUCACAUUCGCAUUGUCCAAGAUGACGCAUCCUACAUAUCGCUACAAGGAAUCUACGAGGAUUAUUGCAAUCGUCAUGGCCAGCACAAGGAUGAUCCACUACAACUUGCAACAGAACGGCUACAGAAGUACCCGGAGCUGCAAAACAAGAAGAGCGAGCUCAUCGACCUCAAGGUUGAUAUUCUCGCUUCCAUUCGGCGCGACCUGGUACCCGAAUCAAUUGUCUACGAUUUCUUCAAGCAGACAUUUCCGACAUUCUCUGAAUUUUGGCGCUUCCGGAAGCAAUUCAGCUUGCAAUACGCAUCCUUGACUUUCAUGACGUAUGUGAUGAAUAUCAAUAACAGGUUCCCGUACAAGCUCUUUAUCUCCCGGAAGACCGGGCAAGUCUGGGGCACAGAAAUUCUUCCUGGCAUGGCACCAAACAAUCCUGUCUUCCACAAUGGUGAAGCAGUGCCAUUCAGAUUGACGCCCGCUCUACAGAAUCUCAUGGGCCCGAUCGGUAUUGAAGGAAUAUUCUCUUGUGCGACAAUGGCUAUCGCUCGCUGCCUGACAGAACCUGAGUUUGAACUCGAUCAACAUCUAAGUAUCUUUGUCCGAGAUGAGCUGAUCACCUGGUUCACGCAGCAGCAUCGUCCUGUUACGCACGAAACGCACCUCCGGGAGAAAGUCUCUUCCAAUGUUGACCUCAUCGUUCGUCGAGCCUCGUCGCUGAGUCAAGUCGCUCAAGGCAACCUGCCUGCGAAUCAGACAAUUAUUGAUCUGAUCUCUCAGUCUGUCAACCCGAAAAACUUGGUUCAAAUGGACCAGCUCUGGAGCUCAUUCUUGUAGAGGUACGAAACAAAUAUAUAGUCAAUGUGGUCGUCAUAAUAUGCCCAUAUA
Messenger RNA from Protomyces lactucae-debilis, 10122 nucleotides. RefSeq names its product FAT domain-containing protein. The record is from RefSeq and is a predicted model, not a curated record. Gene Ontology annotation, molecular function: transcription coregulator activity; protein binding. The transcript is spliced from 3 exons. Gene Ontology annotation, cellular component: NuA4 histone acetyltransferase complex; SAGA complex; nucleus. NCBI's taxonomy places the organism in Eukaryota, Fungi, Ascomycota, Taphrinomycetes, Taphrinales, Protomycetaceae. Gene Ontology annotation, biological process: DNA repair; regulation of DNA-templated transcription. The annotation marks the transcript as partial.